Messenger RNA from Haemonchus placei, 840 nucleotides. The record is from the annotation of a GenBank genome assembly. NCBI's taxonomy places the organism in Eukaryota, Metazoa, Nematoda, Chromadorea, Rhabditida, Trichostrongylidae.
GGUUGCCUCAGUGGCGCUCCUCCAGCUACCCUAGGCUGUCGCAGUAAUCAAAACGGUCAGCUACUGUGUAUAUGCGACACAGACCAUUGCAAUCGCGAUCCACAUGCUCUGAUGAAAGAACCACCAACUCAACUGCAAUGGCAGGUCUGUAAACGGCAAAUUGUCAACGGAAUAGAUCCGCCACCACGAUGGACACCUCCUUGUGCGGGGAACUAUUGUGUCUACAGGAGGAGUAAGUUCACACACGACAAUGGUACCAAAGGCUAUUCCUCCGUGAAUGAAUGCUCAAAUAGCAACGAUUUUGAUAUGUUCUCCAGUCGGGUGCCAUUCCUCUUCUAUCCAGAAUCCUGCGUCAGAAUGGAAUAUGGAGGGCAACAGGACGAGACGAUGUGUUACGGUUCAACGGCUGACGACACUGCUGCUGAAUACCCAACAGAGGGGCUGGUCGAAUGCCAUGCAGAUUUUCUAUCCAAAAAUUUACCAUAUAUCCCUAUACGGAAGCUUUGUACAGGACAAUUUUGUGUGAUAUCGGCAUUGCCGCAAGGUGAUGUGUACAGAGGCUGCCUGACGAUCGAUCAGAGCAAGGCCGACCGACAGAUGGCUCCUGGUUACUACCGUUCCUAUAACGGUAUAGAGCAAUGGAUAUGCUCAGCACCGAGUUGUAAUUAUAAUCUACGCAAGUUGGAAGAAUCGUGGCCAGAAGAGCUGGCAGAAUUCAAGUCAGUGACUUCACCAGUACAUUUUGACAGAAACUUUGGGAAAAUUCUCAAGAUUCUCGAGAAUUCUCGAGAUUCUCAACCUUACUCACUGUUGUUAAAAACGGAAACCUUGCGACCCUAG